AUGAUGAAAAGAAGGUUACUGUGAGACUAUUCAUUUCAGCUUCCUUGGAUGAAGGAUGGAAAGAUAUUCACUGCAACUUUGGUGCCACCUGGGAACAUGACACCAAAUACUAGCAUAAGCCUGGAACAGAAAACAAUGUUUGUCUUUGUGAUUUUAUUAUUUAUUUUCUUGGGAAUCCUCAUUGUUCACUGCUUCCAAAUUCUCUUUGACCCUUUCUGGAGUAUGCCAACCUCAGCCUGGGCCAGUGGACUUGAUGUAUUGCAGAAUGGCCAUGCUUUAGUUUAG
This is a messenger RNA of Cuculus canorus (common cuckoo), 285 nucleotides long. RefSeq names its product cortexin 3 (gene CTXN3). The transcript has a single exon. The record is from RefSeq and is a predicted model, not a curated record. NCBI's taxonomy places the organism in Eukaryota, Metazoa, Chordata, Aves, Cuculiformes, Cuculidae.